Phytophthora sojae is the source of this 678-nucleotide messenger RNA. RefSeq lists its product as hypothetical. Gene Ontology annotation, cellular component: cytoplasm. The transcript is spliced from 3 exons. Gene Ontology annotation, molecular function: palmitoyl-(protein) hydrolase activity; carboxylic ester hydrolase activity. The coding region runs from base 1 to 678 and encodes 225 amino acids. Gene Ontology annotation, biological process: protein depalmitoylation. Lineage: Eukaryota; Oomycota; Peronosporomycetes; Peronosporales; Peronosporaceae. The record is from RefSeq and is a predicted model, not a curated record.
AUGACGACGGACGCGGACAACAACAUCGUGCUGUCGCCCGAGAAGCCCACGGCCGCCGUCGUGUUCCUGCACGGACUGGGGGACACGGGCCACGGCUGGAGCGACGCCAUGGCCAUGCUAGCCAAGGGCCUCCCGCACGUCAAGUUCGUGCUGCCCACGGCCGCGUCCAUGCCCGUGACGCUCAACAUGGGCAUGCGCAUGCCCGCCUGGUACGACAUCAAGUCGCUGGCGCGCGUGAGCGGAGACAACGCGGACGGCAUCGACGCGUCGCGCGACCGCGUCAUGGGCAUCAUCGAGAAGGAGGUGGCGGGGGGCAUCCCGCUGUCCCGCAUCGUGCUGGGCGGCUUCAGCCAGGGCGCGGCCUUGUCGCUCUUCUCGGGCUACCAGAGCAAGACGGUGCUGGGCGGAGUCAUCGCCAUGUCGGGAUACCUGCCGCGCAACAACGCGUUCCAGUUUGCGCCCGAGACGGCGGACGUGCCGCUGCUCAUGUGCCACGGCGAGCAGGACCCAGUGGUGCGCUUCGACUACGGCAAGAUGUCCAAGGACAAGCUCGAGGCGGCGGGCGUCAAGAACAUCGAGUUCCACGCGUACCCGGACAUGGAGCACGGCGCGUGCAUGGAGGAGCUGGACGACGUCACCAAGUGGCUGCAGCGCGUGAUCCCGGAGACGCAGAACUAA